UUUCACCACCUUCUCAAACCCCUCCUCUUUAUAUAAAUCUCUCUCCUCCUCUCUCUCUCUUUCUCUCUCUCUCAAAUCAUCUAAAAAGCAAACAAAACAAAAAAAAACCAGCUUUCCCAUCUAUUCUUUCUUCUUUGCCAUGGACUGGUUCUCAUGGCUAUCCAAAACAGGCCUAGAGCCAUCCCUUGUGUACGAAUACGGCCUGGCUUUUGCCCACAACGAGCUAGAAGAGGAAGACAUAAUCUACUUCAACCACGAGUUUCUUCAGAGCAUGGGAAUCUCCAUAGCCAAGCACAGGCUUGAGAUCCUAAAGCUGGCCAGGAAGGAGAAAGGAAGUAGCGGCCGUGGCCCACGGCCCAUGGCCAGGCUUCUCGUGGCCAUCAAGAGGACCAAACGGUGCUUGGCCAAGUAUAUUCGGACCUUGGUCAGACGUGAUCAAGACUCUUCUGCUCUUGUUGUCGUUCAAAGGCCUUCCGGCUAUGGCAACAGGUUCAGAGGAGCCAUGCUCAAGAGGAACAGGAAGAUGGUGGUGCCCCAACAGGGAAGAUUGUUGCUUACCAAUGGUAGCCCAAUGGUCGUCUCCGGUGGGCCCAGGAUUGAGAGCUUUUCGAGCCCGGUGGUUUUUGAUCUCAGGAAGGAGGAGAAGAUGGAACAUGAUCAUCAUGAUCAGGAAGAUGGGUAUUGGUCAACGGGUGUUGAAGAGAUCAGGUGGGAUACUAUGUUCCAGGAUUUGAAACCCACAUGAAUAAAAACAAAAUUGUUUUUUUUUUGGUUAAUUAACUUUUCAGUUGAUCUUAUGGGAAUUAAUUUAAAUGGUGAGAGAUGGGUUUUUUUAGGUUCUUCCACCACAGUGUUUUUUUUUUUUUAAUUUAAUUUUUGGGUUGGUUUUGUGGUUUUAUAUUGUUAUUACAAAGAACACUAUGCUCUGCUUUUUUCAGUAGUGGUGGUGGGUCAUGUAGACUCCAAAACUUUAGAGGGUGUCUGUUACUCUGUUCCCUUUAGGAGAUUAUAAUGUUACUUUUACUUUACUUUUUUUUUCUUCUCUUUAAAUCUUUAUUUUUCUGAUGGGUCUGUAGUCUUUAUCUUUGAGUGAACUGAAAUCACGAGUACUUGGUCUUUGUGGAAAGAAUGAUUGUGUAUGUCGUGUUAAAAAAAAAAAAAAAGUAUAGUAUAAAGGAGGGUAGGAAUUCCUCACUC
Molecule: messenger RNA, 1197 nt
Organism: Morus notabilis
Lineage: Eukaryota; Viridiplantae; Streptophyta; Magnoliopsida; Rosales; Moraceae
Exons: 1
Coding region: 140-745 (201 amino acids)
Molecular function (GO): protein binding
Source: RefSeq, a predicted model, not a curated record